AUGCUGUCAGGCCAGAUCUUCUCCACGUGCGUUUCGGAACAAGCAGAGGAGUUUGGCGCAAAAGUCACUGCGGCAGUGGCAAUUUACAACGCGGUUGUUGUGAGGAUUGUGAAAGCGAUUCACAGUCGCCGUCUUUGUUUUUGGGUACGUCGACGUCGUCCACCGAAGCUUCCAACAACGACGGCACGUGGCGUCCACGUGUCUAGGCAGCAGGAAAAAAUUGCCAACACCUCGAGGGCAAAGGCGUUGUUUGUGCUGGGUGCGACGAUCUGCAUCCGGAGGUCAGUGUUCUGGACCACAGCUUCUCCUGCCUUCUGCGGUGUCUUACGAACAAUCCGAUCAGAAAAGGCAACAAAAAUCUUUUUAGGGGUGAGUGGCAUCAUAAAAAAGAUUUUUCUUUUGCACAAUUUGGGAAAUUUGAACAAGCCAAAAUGUUUGAUGAUCUACUUACAUGGAAGGUCAUUUUACUUUGCGGUUGGUAGUUACCAGAAAAUCGGCCAGAACACUCUUUGCUGUACCAGAAAAAAAAAACUUGAAAAUCUUAAAAUUCCUAGUUUUUGGGAAAAGACGACUCAAAGUCAAAGAAAACGCUCGAAACCCAAGAAAAUAUGCCAUUUAGAGCUUCAAGUUCUUAUUGUUCAGAAACUAGUGAGUUUUGCCGGUUGAGACUUUUAGGAUCUCCAUCUGGUGCAUCAAGAACCGUUCUGGCCAACUUUCCGGUUUGCCGAACGGCAAACUAAAAUGACUCGUCGUUAGAUGACGAUUCUGAAAACCUCCACUUGCCCAAUUAUUCAUUUUUUUCCAAAACUGUGAGCCUGUCAAAGCUGUCCACACUCCAAAAAACAGCGCUCUCAUCAUUAAUCUCUUGUUAAAAAGCAAAAACAACUUUGCAAAAAUGUACAAAUAAAUUUUUUUCUGUAGCAUAUUCAAUUUUUUUUCAUAAAUUUCAACAAUCUGCAUUGAAAAACUCAGCUUUCUGAAUUUUCAACUCUCCUUUCUUCAACAAAAAGAUAUUUUUUUAAACAAAUUAUAAAAAAAGCAGGAUGUCAGCCUCGCCUAGAAAAAUUACUCUUUUUAAAAAUAAAUAUAGCAAUUUUUUUGGAAAUUUCUUUCUGUACAAUUUUACACUCAGAAAUCAGAUCAAAAAAACUCGAAAAAAAAAAAAAAAGGAAAAAAAUUCUUUAUGAUUGAAGCGAUAAAAAGUUUGAAAGCUUGUGUAAAUUUUUAACGACCGAAGGAAAAAAAGUCCCUUUAGUGUUAAGUUCAAAGUUCACUGUGGCUUUUUAAUGAUUCACUUCUGAAAUUAUAUAUAAUGAUCUUUCAGAGGUGCUACUUUUUAAGACUUUUUUUGAGAUCUUCUGAAGUUUGCUCAACAGAUCAAAGGCAAAAAUAAAUUCCGUGUAGUUUUAAAAAUCACAUAUUCAGAUCUGAGAAUCUCCAACUGAGGAAAUAUCCACUUCGAGUGUUGGCGGAUUUUCCACAAGAGAAAGAAACUUUUUCUAGAAUAAAUCGAAGAAUGCUUCGAAAUUCAUGAAUGAUACUCUGUAAGAGCAAUUUCGCGCGCUCGAUGGACACAACUUUUAAUUUCAAGACAUGUCCCGCUCUCCAUCAAACAUGCCACUUAUCUCUGAAAAGAUCAAGAGGUAAAUCGAGUGAGUGAGAAACUCGUUACGGAGAAUCAAACCUUCUCAAAGACAUUUUUCCUCGUUUAAAAAUAGAAACGGUCUCUUAAAACCAAACUUUUUCCUUCAACCUUUUUGUAUUUUGGAAUCACAAAAAAACAUAGAUUCCACGGCACAGUACUCGAGAUUGACUUUUAGAUUAAGGUGUAUUUUUUGAUCAUCUUUUCUGUUUUUUUGAAUCUUCCCAUGAUAAGUUUUUAAAGUUACGUGCUCAUUUCACUAUUGAAAAGACUGCGGAAAAAUCUCAACUAGUUUUUACGACAAAUAAAAGUUUGCUCAAUUCGAGAGCUGGCAGAACCAAGGACGGAAAAGCUUCGUCGCUGCCUUUUGCGAACAAGUCGGACCACUCUGUCGGCGACCCCCAGGGAAUAUUUGAGAAAAAUGAGCCAACAGCUCACACACUCAUAUACGAGAAGCAGCAAGGCUCACAAACACCACCGGGUCGCCACGUUCAUGUUGAUUCCGAGGUUUGA
This is a messenger RNA of Caenorhabditis auriculariae, 2155 nucleotides long. Lineage: Eukaryota; Metazoa; Nematoda; Chromadorea; Rhabditida; Rhabditidae. The record is from the annotation of a GenBank genome assembly.